AAGGAAAUGGAGGCAGCAGGGAUGACAGGGCACUGGCUGCCACAUGCCGAUCAAUUCAACUACCAAAUCAUAGUGGUUGUUGAUGGAAAUGUCGUGCCAGAUCGACUGCCGACACAAAUGAAUGGGAACAGCGCGAUCGUGAAGCAGCUCACUGAACGGAUAGAGCACUGGUAUUCUUCUCUACGGCAUGGAGAGAAUAUCAUUCUCGUUAAGUCGGACAUUUCUGACCUCGAAGAAACGCUGGAACGAGAGCUUAAGAAUGCUUCAAGGUUGGCAAGAAUCGCCAAGAACGGAAAACUGCUUGUUCAGAAAGUUUUGAGUCAAAGAGCAGUUGAUUGUUACUGGGCAGAGUUGUUGGAAGUCUAUUCCAGCUUUCUCGAGAAACCUGUUGCUCCU
This is a messenger RNA of Guillardia theta CCMP2712, 396 nucleotides long. RefSeq lists its product as hypothetical. The annotation marks the transcript as partial. The record is from RefSeq and is a predicted model, not a curated record. The transcript has a single exon. Lineage: Eukaryota; Cryptophyceae; Pyrenomonadales; Geminigeraceae.